Molecule: messenger RNA, 2830 nt
Organism: Neomonachus schauinslandi (Hawaiian monk seal)
Lineage: Eukaryota; Metazoa; Chordata; Mammalia; Carnivora; Phocidae
Gene: STIL
Product: STIL centriolar assembly protein
Exons: 13
Coding region: 1-2142 (713 amino acids)
Biological process (GO): protein localization to centrosome; smoothened signaling pathway; mitotic spindle organization
Cellular component (GO): centrosome; centriole
Source: RefSeq, a predicted model, not a curated record
AUGGAGCCUACAUAUUCUCUUGCAGGGCCCCAGAUGAAUACCAGGUUUCCUUCAAGCAGGAUGGUACCUUUCUACUUUCCUCCAUCAAAAUGUGCACUUUGGAACCCAAUCGCAAUUGGAGAUUUCAUCUACUUACAUCUCAAUUACUACAGAAAUCCAAAGCUUGUGGUAACUGAAAGGACCAUCCGACUUGCCUGUCGUCAUGCUAAGCAGAAUAAAAAAAACCUGCCAUGCUUUUUACUUGGGUCUCUUGUAGUAGAUGAAGAUGAAGAAAGUAUGACAUUGACAAUAGAUCGUUUUGAUCCUGGUAGAGGAGUACCUGAAUGCUUAGAAAGAACCCCUACUGCUUUUCUUCCUGGGGACUUUGUGAUUCCAUGCAAAAUUCAUACUCAUGGACUUUGUUCAAAAGAAAUAAUAGUUCAUGAUGCAGAUGACUUCAGUUCAGCUUUUAAGGCUCUGCAGCAUCAUGUGUGUAGCAAAGAUUUCUUGGACUGUGCUCUGGCAAGAAACUUGAGUAGUAAUCUGAGUAUUUCUCAAGUUCAAGGUACCUAUAAAUAUGGGUAUCUUACCAUGGAUGAAACACGCAAAUUGUUACUUUUGCUGGAAUCGGAUCCCAAGGUUUGUUCUCUACCAUUAGUGGGAAUUUGGCUAUCUGGAAUUAUACAUAUCUAUAGUCCUCAGGUAUGGGCUUGCUGCUUACGAUACAUGUUCAGUUCUUCUAUUCAAGAAAGGGUUUUUUCAGAAUCUGGAAAUUUCAUUAUAGUUCUCUAUUCUGUGACACAUAAGGAUCCUGAAUUUUAUGAAUGCCUCCCCUGUGAUGGCAGGUCAUCUGACCUUCAGUUCCAGCUACUAACCAGCAAGGAAACAUUACAUCUUUUCAAAUUAUUUAGCAGCUCUUCUCCAAUGGUGAGAAAAAAACCUGAUGUGCCUGUGUUCUUUCCGAAAUCCGAGCUGGCAGAAAAUGUAAGCAUGUGCUUACAGAGUGGACCAACAGAGGGUGCCAGUAACAACUCUGUAACGUCAGGGGAACCAAAAAUUGAGCAAGUAAUGCAACCCUUGCCUAAUCAACCAUCAGAUAAUCAGAAAAUAUACCAGGAUUUAUUGAGUCAAGUGAACCACCUACUGAAUAACUCCUCCAAAGAAAAUGAGCAGCCAUCUACCAAAGCAGUAAUUAUCAGCCACGAAUGCACCAGAACACAAAAUGUUUACCAUAGAAAGAAAAAAAAAAGUGAUUCAGGUCUGGUAGACAAAGAUUGUGUACUUAAUGCAACUCUUAAACAACUCAGAAGCCUUGGAGUAAAAAUUGACUCUCCCACUAAAGUGAAUAAAAAUGCACAUAAAGUGGAUCACGCCAGUGUGUUAGCAUGCAUCAGCCCUGAAGCAGUGAUUUCUGGAUUAAACUACAUGUCAUUUGCUAAUGUUGGCAUGAGUGGCUUAAGCCCCAGCGGUGUGGAUUUGAGCAUGGAGGCAAAUGCUAUAGCUCUGAAAUAUUUAAAUGAAAGUCAGCUGUCACAACUAUCUCUCACUCGAUCAAACCAAAAUAACUGUGACUCAUCUUUUAGCCUUCUACAUAUUAAUACAGACAGAAGCACAGUGGGGCUUAGUUUAAUUUCACCAAACAACAUGUCAUUUGCAACCAAAAAAUAUAUGAAAAGAUACGGACUCAUACAAAGCAGCGAUAACAGUGAAGAUGAAGAGGAGCCUCCAAACAAUACAGAUAGCAAGAGUGAACAUUUAUUGAAUCAAAACCUUAUAUCCAUACCUGAACAAUUUGACUGUCAGAAAGAGCCUUCUAGGAAUGCCUGUGAGAUAAUUAAUCGUUAUAACUGUGAAUCCGUGAGCACCCACACAGACACACCAGUACUGAGAAAUAUUACAAAUGAAGUUGUUCAGCCAAAAGCAACUCAGCAAUUGAAUGAAAACCCAGCUUUCUUAUUAAAAAACCUUAAACCAAGUCCUGCAAUGAACCUCCGAACUGGAAAAGCAGAGUUUACCCAACAUCCUGAGAAAGAAAAUGAAAGGGACACUCCAAUUCUUCCUGAAAGUUUGAAACCUGAAACUUUAAAGCAAAUGAGUAGUAUGAAUUCAGUAGGCACCUUCUUAGAUGUAAAGCGGCUCAGACAGUUGCCAAAAUUAUUUUAAACCUUAAACUCACACCCUCCUGUUAUGAGGAUGGGGUGUCUCUUGAAGAGACUUAGGGAAGCCAGAGCCUUUGGUAGUUGGGGGAUGCCUAAGCAUCCUAGGGGCCAGUCUGUUUUUGGUAGCAGCUGAUUGUGAAGAGCUGAGCAGGUGACCUGAUGAUGGUCUGUGAGUUGGUGCACUUGUAGAGGAGGGUGAAGUGCUCUGUUCAAGUAGAGCUUGUUCAGCAUCCCUGCAGUCUUUUUUAAACAAAUCCUGAGAUCAGUUAUUUUGACAAAUUUAGGUAAACCGGGACUAUCCAACUCUGAAUCUGAACUGCCCUUUUAUGCUGGAAAUUGUGAAAAGUAACUCCAUUUUCCUAGCAUGUUGCAUCUCUGCAUCUACCCAGGAUCACCUGAAAUAAUGUAAAAUAAACUUAUCAUGACCCUGACUAAAUCAGCUAAAUCAACCCUUAUUGAAUUUAAGGGGAAAGUUUUAUUUUUAAAAAUAACUUUAAGAUCUUUUAUACAAUGAGUAUAGAUGUUCUCUUAAUUAAGAUGCACAUUUGUUAAAUUCUGUGGAAGUAAAGCUUUUGCAGUCUGGUGGGUUGAUGUUAAUGUAACAUUUUUAGCUUAUAGCACUAGCUAUCACAAAAUAAGAAAAUGAUUGAGUAUGAGUGUGUUUUAUAAACUGAGUAUUUCAAGUGUUUUCA